AGAUUCUCAUAAUUCAUGAAUGAACUGUUUGAGCUAAGCACGAAUAUCUUUUCUUUUGGGACGUCGGUUGUAUUUGACUGGCUAGCUGCAAAUAGCAGCAACUUUCUAAGAAAUAUGAUUGAGAUGCGAGUCCCCAAGGAUCUUUCACCGAAAUUUCAGCCAUCGAAUAAAAGUAGGGAGAAAGUAAGACCUGUAAAGUUAUGCUUGACAGCAGGUUGUUGAAAGAGAAGAAGGAUCGGUGACAGCAAGCAAUUUAAAGCAAAAUGGGAAAUCAAAUCGAUAUAGCAAGUUUGAUUUUUCUUCUUUCUUCUAGAACACUCCCAGGAUUCUUUGCUUGCAACUUUUGUUUUUUCUGGAAUUGAUACUGUGCCCACUUUCAUCAGCCCUAAAAGAUUCAUGGACAUCUUCAUUUCCACCUCUCCCCCAUUAAAUACACCCUCUCUCACCUUCCCUUCAGCAGUGUGCUCAUAGAUUGUUUUCCUUCUUUUGCAGACCUAUUCUCUCUCUUGAAUACUUUGAAUACUCCAUAUAAGAAAUUAUAAUUCUGAAAUUGCUUGAAUGGCAUCAAAGAGAAUACUGAAGGAGCUCAAGGACUUGCAGAGAGAUCCACCAACUUCAUGCAGUGCAGGUCCUGUGGCUGAGGAUAUGUUCCACUGGCAAGCAACCAUCAUUGGUCCAAAUGACAGUCCCUAUGCUGGUGGUGUUUUCCUUGUGACAAUCCAUUUCCCACCUGAUUAUCCUUUCAAACCCCCAAAGGUUGCCUUCAGAACCAAGGUGUUCCAUCCAAAUAUAAACAGUAAUGGGAAUAUAUGCUUGGACAUACUCAAGGAACAAUGGAGCCCUGCACUCACCAUAUCCAAGGUUUUACUCUCCAUAUGUUCAUUGCUUACUGACCCAAAUCCUGAUGAUCCACUUGUUCCUGAGAUUGCUCACAUGUGCAAGGCAGAUAAAAUCAAAUAUGAGUCAACCGCUCGGAGCUGGACCCAAAAGUAUGCAAUGGGCUAGAUCCUAUAUAUAUAUGUCUAUUAUAAAUUAAAGCACCUUCAAUUCUCUAUUCUUCCCGAUCUUAAACCUUCCAUUUUACUUAAAAAUAAAUAAAUAAGCCUGCCAUUUUGUCUGUCAUGAUGCCUUGUUGAGGUAUAGGGAUGGCCUGAGAUAGGCUUUAACUUUGUAAUUUGAGCAUCUCUUUGCUUGGAAUAAAUGGGUGGGCAACUUUUGAGCUUA
Corylus avellana is the source of this 1224-nucleotide messenger RNA. Its product is annotated as ubiquitin-conjugating enzyme E2 10. NCBI's taxonomy places the organism in Eukaryota, Viridiplantae, Streptophyta, Magnoliopsida, Fagales, Betulaceae. The record is from RefSeq and is a predicted model, not a curated record.